AUGCAGGACGCGAGUCUGUCUCAGCGGAGGAAGCAGAUGCCUGGCGCCGCCGCGCGAGCGCCUGUAUCUGCCUCCUCCUCUGCAGCGCCCGCCGCGUCGCCCGUUUUGCUCAUGCCGUCUUCUUCUGCCUCAGCCGCGCCUCCGCUGCCCGCGGAUGCAUCGCUGCAAGGACUGCCUCCGCACCAACUACGGCAGCUGCUCAUGCUCUUCGCGCGGCGGCAGAACCCUGCUUCCUCGCCGUCUUCCGCAUUGCCUCCAGCCGCGUCUUUGCUGGCGGCCUCGCUCUCCCCACAGUCUUCCCUCGCGGCCGCUGCGCGUCCUGCCCCCUCGCGCGCGCCCUGCUCCGUCUCCCCGGGUCGCAUCCCAACCAACGACGAAGGUGCCGUCCCGCUCGACGACGCCGUCGCCAACGCGACUGGGGAAGGAGACGCCAGGCACCACACGACGCAGCACCGGCUUCUCCAACCUCCACUCGUCGCGCAGGCCGCGCUCCUUGCGGCGGCUGCAUCCCUGCCGACCGGCGACGCGCGCGCGAGCGGCAGAAGCAGCGGACCCCCGGCGGAGACACUUCUGCAGGUGCUUCUGCAGCAGCAGGCGCAGGGCAGGGCUCCCGCGGGUCAAGCGUCGGCGCGGGCUUCGUCCCUGCCGCCCUCCUUUGCGUCUCCCAUAGGCCCCCUCGCAGGCGGGACUCUCGGUGCAGGCUCACUCUCCGCCCACGCAGAACCCCCUUCCGCGUGGUCGCGGCUCUCUUCCGCCUCCUUGCCUCGCUCCAAUCGUUGUGCCUCGCGCGCGGCUUCUCUUCCUCUCGCGGCUCCUUCUGGACCUGUCCCUUCGUCUCUGCAAGGGGCCGUGACCGCCCUGCCGGCCGCUGCCGCCCCGCCUUCGGCGCCGGUUCCGGGAGGCGCGACCGCGGUCGUGGAACCCGAGGCGGCGGCGCGGCUGCGGGCGCUGCUGCAGGCUCUCCACGGCGGCGGCGGCCGAGGUGAGGCCGCGGCGGGAGCCGUGCCGCGUGCGAGUGGCUCGUUUUCGUCUCCGCCUGCUUCGCAGGGGGCAAGCUCUGCCGCUGCACUCCACCGGGGCGGGUUCACGCCUCCGGAGUCUCCGCCUUCGUCUCUUUCGCUGGCAUCAGCAGCACUUUCUUCUUCGCAUCUGGCGGCUUCGGCCUCGAGCCACGCGACGCCUCUGGCGGCGGCCUCUUCCGCGUCUUCUAGCCGCGCGGCCGCGCGCGGCGCGAGUCUCCCGCCGCUGUCGUGGAGAUGCGACCCCGCGGCCCUGGCACACCUCUUCCGCUCUGCGCUUCUGUCCUCUUCGCGCAUGCCUUCGUCUCUCUCCGCUUCGCAGCUCGCGUCUGCAGGACCUUCGUCGCUGCCUCGCGCCUCGCCGGGGGCUCCCGCCGCGCCGUCGCCCUGUUCCUCGCCCUCUUCGUUGUCUCCACUCCCCGCCGCGGCCGCGCAGGCCGGGACGCUUGCGGGCCUUGAGCUGCAGCCACAGUCCCCUUCAUCCCCCGCGGUCUCGUGUGGGACGUUCCCGCCCUCGCUUCUGCUGAGCAGCCUCGGGGCGCCAGCCUUGUCAGUCCUGCCGCUGCCGCCGCAUUCUCUUCUGUCUCCGCAACCCGCUGGAAAAGACGCAGGCGCUGCGGCGACGGCCUUGUCGGCCUCCUCGCCUCCGGCCUCCUCGCCCUCUUCGGCGCCUUCUUCGUAUCUCGCGUCUUCUCCGCUGUCCUCCGCGGCGGCUCCGGCCGCGCCGUCUGCGCAGCAGCUGCUUUGCGCCCGGCUUCUGGAAGGCCUGAGGCUGAAACAGGGCGACGCGGAGGGGCUUCCUGCAGGUGCGUCUGCCACGCCGCUUGUUUCUAUGCUUCAGCAGAACGUGCCGAUGGAGAAGGGCACCGGAGGGGGGCUUGCCUCCACGCUCUCUUCAGCUUCCCUUCCUGCGGCGGCACGCGCCUUCCUUGCCGCUGCGAGGGGCGGGGUCGGCGCGCAGUCUGACAGCCUGACUCAGCGACUGCUGUCGCAGGCCUCCGGCGCUCUGCCGCUGUCGGCAGGUAAGAGCGAAGGCGCAUCGUCGUCUGCGGCCUCACCCCUCGCGGGCUCGCCGCUCACCGGACCACACUCGCCUCUCGACAGCCAACGCCUGCUGUCGUUGGCGCGUGCCGCGCGGGGAGCCGCCGCCGACGCGCAGUCUGCGCCCGUCGCCCAGGCGCCUGCGUCCUCUUCUCCGCUCCUUCCGCCGGCUGCGUCCUCCUCUCUCGCUGCACACCCGUGUCUGUCUUCGCUCCCUUCGCAGGCCGCGCUUCUUCUGCGGCGCGCGCCGGGGGACACCGCCGCUCUCUUCGCGGCGACGCUCGCGCAGUGGGCACGGCUGCUGGUGAAUGAGAAUGCCGCGCCGAAGGAGGCCGACGAAGAGCCGCGCACCGGCAGCGGGAAGGACGCGAAGAAAGAGAGGCGCAGCGAGGGCGCAGCGAGCACUCCGCAGAAUCGCAAGAGAGCGGCGAAGGCCGUCUCCGCCCCGUUCCUGCCGGGCGUUGGCGUGGAGGCAGAGGACGGCGGCGGCCAGCGAGGCAGCAGGGCUCGAAGGGACGCUGAGAAGAAGGCCGAGGAGCGAAGCGACCGCGAGGGCCGCGCAGCGAAGAAGAAGGAGAGAGGAGGCGCCGCUGUCAGCGACGCGCGAAGCCUCGCCGAGGCGCGAGCGGCUGCCGCUGCGUCGCUCCGCGGGCGGCCCGUACGCCCCAGAGGGGGGAGCAGGGCGCCGCCCGUCCGCCCGGCCUCUUCGCCCGCUGGCGGAAAAGGCGAUCCGAAGGCGGAGGAGGGAAGGGAGAGGCCAGGGGCGGCGCGGAGCGCCGCGAGUCUCAACAGCGCCGCUUCGGUUGCCGCAGCCGCUGCGGCGCCCCGACCCGGGAGCAGACGUGCAGCGCCUCCGGCUCUCCACCUCGUCGCGGCUUCGCCUGCGCCUGCGCCCGCGCCUGCGCCCGCGCCCGGCGGCGGCGGCGCCAAACGGAAGCGCGGCGAGGCGGUAUCUGCCGCCAAGACAGGGGCGAGCGCGGCUCGCGCGCGGGGCUCGUCGCCGUCGCCAUCAUAUGUGGAGAGGCAUCCGCGAACGGCCGUGUCACCUUGUCUAGAGGAGGAGGAGGACGACGACGAGGCGUCUUCCGCCUCUUCCCCGCCCUCCGCGGGCCCGCGCGGGGCGAAGGCGUCGCGCGCGGCCGGCGCGCGGCCCAAGGCUGCUGCAGCGGCGUCGGGGAAGUUGCUGUCUGCGUCGCCAGCUGCGGACGAGGAUGAGGCGACGCGCACGACGUUAUCAAGCAGCGAAGAGGACGAAGACGAGGCGGAGGACGGCUCCGCGACGUCGCCGGUCUUUGAGGGCGAGGAGAAGAUGACGGCGGAGGAGUUCCAGCGCGCCUCCGACGACGUGCGCAACAUCCCGACGUUCUCGCUCGCGGAACUCGUGCGCGCCGCGGUGCUGCCGGUUCGAAUCGAGGGCUUCCACGCGCUCGAGGAGGCGCAGUUGCUCUACGGAAGGAAGGACUGGCUCCGCUACGAGUGCCCUCUCUGCGACCGCCUCGCGCACACACCCGACGCCUACUGGCCGAAUUUCGAGCACUACCUCAAAGAGCACUGGCGACGCCGCAAGCGGCUCGGCGGCUACGUCUGCUUCCCCUGCCGACGCGCGCACGAUCUUUCGCCGAAGGCGUUGAGCCGCACCACGUCUUCGAAUGAAGCGAGUAGUGCGUCGUCGCCUCUCUCAGGGGGCGCGCCUUCUCUCUCGCAGGGCAGCGCCCGCGGCGGGGUAAAGGGCGCAUGCCAGCGGAAGAAGCGCUCGCGGUUUCACUUCCACUGCCCGCUGUGCCCGGACGUGUUUCGAAAGUUUUCCUGUCUGCAGCGCCACGCUUUCCUCUCGCAUCCUGCCACGGCCGCAGACCCGCGCCUCGAACUCGUGCCGCAGCAGCUCUACACGCCGUGGAUGCAGGACGGCGACGACUACACCGUGGCGCUGAGGCGCGGGGAGGAGGAAGAAGACGCGGGCGAGCUGGAGGAGGCGCCGCGGGUCGCGAGCGCCGACGAGGGCGCGGACGGCGCCGAGGGGGCGGCGCGCCCGAGAGACGCUGGAGAAGCGGAGACAGCCGCAGAGGCUGAGGGAGAGCUGCGAGGCGCAGAAGAAGGAGACUCGCAGGCUGGCGACACGACGACGACGACAGAGGACGCAGAGAGGGGAGACGAGCAAGAGCUGGCGGAGGAAGAACACGCCAAGCGCGAAGAAGGGAAUGCAGAAAAGACUGCUGCGGAGACAACGGCGGAGAUGGAAGGAGGGCAGCGGGGUAGCGAGCGAGGACUAGAGGCGGCCGACUCUCUCCAACGAGAUGCCGCCGGUGCGCCGGGUGUCUGCGGGGCUGAGGAAUCGGGAGAGCCUGGAGGGCAGCCCCCGUCGUCCUCUCGUUCUGCGUCUCUCUCAGGAGCCUCGGAGGCCUCAGGAGCGGAGGAGGCGCUUGGGGCGGGAGACAGGCCCGCGAACGGGCAGCAGGCGACUGGAGAGGAGGCGCCAGUCUCUCUGUCUGCGGCCGCAAGUGCAGCGGAGGCGGCGCUGCAAAGCGUGAAGAAAGAGCAGAGUUCCGCCGACUCGAAUGGUGACGCCCCUCCAGAGAACGAGGAGAAAAAGACGCCCGUGGUGCCUCAGCCUUUGCGCAGCUGCCUUGUGAUUCGCGCCAAAGUUGAGAAGCCGGAAGGGAGCCCGCUUGGCUCCCCCGCUUCCUCGCGGCCUACCAAGGACGGACGGAAAUCGGUGAAGGAGGAGAAGAACGCGGCAGAGGCGGCCUCUGGGGACGCGGCUGGCGACGGGGCGGUGGAGACCUCAGACCGAACAGCUGCGGAGGAGGUGAAGAAGGAGGGCGCUCGUGGGAUCAAAGAGGAGCAAAGAAAAGCGAAGAAAAGAGUCGCCUUCGUCUGUCAAGUCCGCGUCAGACCACUCGACAAGGAACUCUCCAUCAUGGAGAAACUCGGCGCUGUCAUGGGCCCUGUGUUGACGGGAAUGAUGCCGUCCUCUAGCGGAACGGAGGAAGGAACGGCCGGGGAGCAAACGCAGGGCGAGAAACCGGCUAAGGCCGAAGGCGACGCAGCCUCCGGGUCUCCCCUCUCGAUGGAUUUCCCGCGCCGAAACACGCGCAGCGCGACGGCUGCGGCGAUGGCGGCGGAACGCGACCGCCAUGCGACUCCGUCCGCCUUCUCUGGCGACUCUUCAUCCGCCGCCUCGUCCUCCUUGUCUUCUCCGUCUUCUUUAUCUUCCUCUUCUGCUUCAUCUCCCUCGUCUUCUUCAUAUCCAUCUUCUCCUCCAUCUCCCUCUUCAUCAUCUUCUUCUUCGUCUUCCUCGUCUCUUCCAUCUCCAUUUUCUCCUGCAUUUCCAUCUUCUCGUCCAACUUCAUCUUCUGUUUCAUCUCCCUCUCCUUCAUCAUCUUCCUCUUCUGGUUCGUCUUCGUCUGCAUCAGCUUCUCCAUCUGCGUCAACCUCUUCCUCUUUUUCUCCUUCGCGCGCAUCGUCUUCUUCAUUUUCCCCUUCCUCGCCCGCUCCUCCCUCAUCUGCGUCUUGUCUCUACUAUUCGUCGGCUUCCUCGGUGUCGCCGCCUCCCUCAUCGGCACCUGCCUCUCUCUCUCACACCUCGGCGGCCUCCUCUGCGUCGUCCCUUCUUUCUCUGGCUUCUCCUCUUGCUUCUUGUUCCUCUUUCUCAUCGUCUUCUUCGCGCGCAGUUUCUGCACGGGGCCGUGCGGUGGCGGCGGCAGCGGCGGGAACUGCGCGGCGUCUAACUGCAGCGCGAGGCGCAGCGGCGGCGAGGGCAGCCGCCGCGAAGGCCCUAGCGCGCUUUUCUCCCGAGGCCGCCGGGCAGACGUCGCGCUCCUCUUCGCUGUCGCAGGGAAGGGCUAGAGGCGCGACCGGCGGAGCCAGAGAGGGGCGGCGUAGGCAUGUGUCUCCACUGUCCCUUGCCUCGCCUCCUUCUUCGCCGUCGGCCUGCUCAUCUACGCCUUCUCCGUCGUCGUCUCAUACGUCUUCUGCAGAGGAUUCUGCGGCCGCGAGGCACCUCUGCGGCUCCCAAGAAGACUGCCGAGAGGCCGCGGGUGCUUCGCCGUCGGCGCCAAGCGACGCGGCGGAGGAAGGAGGAAGCAGCGCGCAGGCCAGCCGCCCGAGCGCGGCUCAGACCGGCGCUGAGUCCGUCGUCGUCGCUGGCUUAGACAACGACGACGAAGGCGAGAAGAGUUCCCAAGCCCCUCGAGACGGAGAGCGACACUCUGCCCCUCCGUCGUCGCACGGCCUCCGCACGACUCUUCCCGAAGACGCAGAGGAAACCUCCCCUUCGGCUGGAGAGGCCGUUUUGUCCAGCGAGGCGUCUGCAUCUUUGGAGGCGGCUGUAGGGCCCCGUGAGGUGCCAGAUGACGCGUUCCCGGCUGCAGUGUCGCAGCGGCAGUGUCAAGACGCACCGAAGGAAGACGACACUCAGGCGGACUGGCCUGCGUGGAAGAAGAGACGACGCGAGCCCCCUCCCCUCUCACGUCUCUCCUCCGGUUCUCCUCCCUCAGCAUCCUCUUCGCCGCGAAGCUCGUCGUCGUCGCCAUCCAGGCGCGGCUGUUCCACCGGCGCCGGAGGCCGCGGCGCACCGGCGCGUGUCUCCGCCGAGCGCGAAGGCCGAGAAGACACGGAGGCCGCUGGCGCCGCCUGUGCCACAUCGCCUGCAACUGAAGCGGGGAGCGAGGCUCCGGAGGGUGGCGAGCGGGCGACCCUUGUCGAGGAAGCCUCUUCCAUGGAAAGGCCUGCCGCGUACCCUGAGGUCGGAGACCUUUCUGCCCACGCUGCGACCGGCAAGACCGCGGCACCUGCCAGCGGGCAGCGGCGCACGAGCCCCCGAACGAGCGCGUCGAGCUCUUCUUCAGCCUCUGCCGGGCUUCCGUCUGCGGCUGUUUCGGUGCACGCGCGAGGGUCUGCUGUGUCUCUCUCUGUCGACGACGACGAAGCGACGACCGAACUGCAAGUCCCCGCGAGGGCUGUGAGUCGGACAGGCCAACGGCGCUCUGGGGCGUCGGAGCCCCCCUCGGGACUGGUGUCUUCUGCGGGUCGCCGGGCUGGUUCGCGGAGCCCAAGUCCCCCGCGCGGUGUCUCCUCGGAGAGAGGAGACACGUGGUGUCUCCAGCGGGAGCGAGGCUCGGUCGGCGAUGAAAAUGCAGACAGAAGCGGAGGUGGAGAGGCCGACACUCUGGCGCCCGAAGAGACACGGGCGACCGCACUCGUGUUCCCUGACAGCGGAGACACACCGGCAGGCGCGGCUGCGGCAGAGGCCAGCGGGGGAAAAGAAGAGCUGCCUGCUGAGCUCUUGGGCGCUGGCGAUGAAGCGGCGACGAGUUCAGGGCACGCGAAUGACGGCAAGAGAAGGCGGAAGAGGAAAGGGGGCAAGGCGUCCCCCCUCGUCGAGCCUUUGGCCUGCUCUCUCGCAGCGUCUCGCUCGGGGUGGACUUCCGUGCUUGGGCGAGGAGCGGCGCGAGAAAGAGGCGGGCCCCGGCGCAUGAUACAGCAAGGGCGGCGGCUCAACCGCCUCGCGAUGCCGCCUCUAAGAACGAGGCGCGAGCCGGCGGGCGUGCCUGAACAGUUCUUGCGUCUCCCAGCCUCGUUGUCACUGGCCGUGUCUGCAACUUCCUCUCCGCAAUUUCACUCGAAGGACAACGAGCAAGACGACCCCUUGUCCGUCGGAGGGCCCUCUGAGUCGCCCGUGGCCUCGGCGCUGCUCGACCGUCCCCCGCACUUGGGCUCUAGUGUCUCACCGGGGGCGGGACCGGAGACAGGGGCGACGGGCACGUUGGGUUCCAGACCCCGAUGGAAGCGUCGGAGUGCCGGCAGAACUGGGGAGGGAGAAGCGCCACGCCCGCUGCGAUCUUUCUCGUCUACGGAGUUGCUUCUCGAAGGGUCGCCGCUUCGCCUGCGGAGCAAUCAAAACUUGUCUCUGCAGCGUCUGCCAUCUCAGCCGCCUUCGGGCGCGCUGGGCUCCAACAGGCGCAGAAAGAGACACGCCCCUCUCGCCCCGGAAGGGACGUCGGAAGGGCCGGGUGACAACGGCGACGUAGCGCCCCCUCCGAAGAAUUUGAAGCGCGUCAAGACUUCGUAUCUCGCUCUCGAGGGCGAAGGCCAAGAAGAGCGACAGUCAAACGGCCGCGCGCAAGAAGGCGCCGAGGAGGAGCGAGGCCUCCCAGCGACUCGCAGAAGCUCAAAGUCAACUAGGUCGUCGCGCGACCCAGGGGUGUCGUCCGGCUCCCCUCUUUCAUUCUCUGCGUCUGCUUCGCCGCUCGCUUCCGCCGCCGGCUUGUUUUAUGUCCAGGGCCCCGCACCGCGCCGAACCCGAGCGAGCGAAGUCGAAGGGUCGCGCCGAGAGGGGGCAGGAGGCGACGAGGCUGGCAGGAGGAGCGACGGUAAGCAUACGCUAGCUCUUUCUAGGCGAAGCGCAGAGGCUUUCCUCUGUUCAACUGGCGCCGCCUUCGAAGACCCAACGCAGAUUCGCAGAAGCAGAGGUUCUGCGGCGAGUGACCUAGGCGAUUGCAGACUGUCGGGCGCAGAGACGAGAGACACGCAGGCGGGUGAGAGCUCCGCAGAAAGCGAGACCGAGCGCUUGCCUUUCUCCAUGCAGGCGCGCGAGCGCCCGCCGGUUUUCAGGCCUUCAGUCGGCAACGAGCCCUCAGGGGCCUCGUUCGAGAGUGAAGGAGAAUGUGUUGAAGAAGAGACGCCGGGCGAAGAGCCGCGAGGUAGCCGGGCGAGGCAGCUUGCCCCUGCUGCGUGUAUCCCGCGACGCACGAGCAACUAG
Molecule: messenger RNA, 8820 nt
Organism: Besnoitia besnoiti
Lineage: Eukaryota; Apicomplexa; Conoidasida; Eucoccidiorida; Sarcocystidae
Exons: 4
Coding region: 1-8820 (2939 amino acids)
Source: RefSeq, a predicted model, not a curated record